GCAGCGUCUACUUCAGCGGCGGUCGCAUCUCCGGCACCACGGACUUUGUCUGGGGCCAAGGAGGCGGUUACUUCUACAACUCAGUCAUCAUGACCGAUGGAACCACGAGUGGCCAGACCAUCGCCGCCCACAAGUACCAGAAUGCUUAUGGCAAGUCAAUUUUCGUCUUCGAUUCUUGCGCCGUAGUACCGCAGAGCUCCUCGCUCGCCAAGAAGAGCACCUACCUGGGCAGAGACUACGUCACCAACUCCAACGUCGCCUUUGUCAACUCGUACUUCGAUGCUCACAUUGCUGCUACUGGCUGGCUGAUCAGCAAUCCCUCCACUUGGGUUGGCACUUUUGUCGAGGCAAACAACACCGGCCCCGGCGCUGAUACCUCCUCUCGCUCCACAUAUGCCCAGGUGCUUUCUGACAGCUCAUCAUACACGGUGAAGAACAUCCUCGGUGAUGAUAGCUGGCUUGAUUCGUCCGCCAUCGCCCCCUUCUCUGGCUGGCCUGACUCUGUGUACACCGUUGCGACCACUUCCACCACCGCCACCAGCACUUCUACCACUGCUACAUCGUCUGGCACUUCAGCUGCAACCACAACCACGUCGACCUCCGCUGCAUCUGCAUUCACUGUUGCCCCUACCCCUACUGGCACCCAGUAUGGAUCCGUGUCGUCCGCCAUUGCGGCCCUUCCCAGCGAUGGAAAGGACUACACCAUCUACAUCUUGGCUGGUACCUACGAGGAGCAGUUCUCCAUCACCCGACGAGGAAAGGUCACCCUUCGAGGAGAGAGCACCUUUGCCAACGACUUCUCCGGAAACACUGUCCUGAUCAAGUUCAGCUACGGAGUGUCUACAAGCUCAAACCAGAACGAGUUGACUCCCGUGAUCAACUGGAAGAACACGAAUGGUGAGGGAUUGGCCCUGUACAACCUCAACUUCACCAACACGUUCCCCCAGACCAAUAGCUAUGCCUCCCUUGCCGCUGAUUUCUACGGCACCAACAUGGCUGCUUACGGAUGUGCAUUCAAGGGCUUCCAGGACAGUCUCUUGGUAAACCAGGGUGUCCAGGUCUUCAGCAACUCCUACAUUGAGGGAAGUGUCGACUUCAUCUGGGGUUACAGCAAGGCGUACUUCCACCAGUGCUACAUCGCCUCCAACACGGCCAACGCGUACAUCACCGCCCAGAACCGACCUUCCUCGACCUGGGCCGGUGGUUUCGUCUUUGACAACUCGCUCAUCACUUAUACGUCGAGCUAUGGAAGCAGCUUUGGCUCCACCUCUCUCGGUCGACCGUGGUCGCAGUACGCUAUUGUAGUCUACAUGAACUCGUACCUGGACAAGCACAUCUCUUCCGCGGGAUGGGCUACCUGGACUACGAAUGAUGCUCGUACUGGCAAUGUUCUCUUUGGUGAGUUCAACAACACCGGACCUGGAAACUGGACUAGCUCUCGCGCAUCCUUUGCGACCAGCCUGAGCGAAACCCAGGCCUCAGCCUACUCCCUGUCAAACUUCAUCGGCAGUACCAGCUGGCUCGACAUGACUGCGUACAACUACGUGCCCAGCUACACCUGGACCAAGACUUCCGAUACCACUGCUCCUGCUACUACCACCACUGCUGCCGCCGACUGGGCUCAUCCUACCAGCGGCACUGAGCCUCCCGCCGGCGCCGUUCUCGUCUCCGUCGACGCAAGCGUUGAUGGCUCGUACAGCAGCCUCACGGAUGCUCUCGCUAGCCUUCCUUCCGACUCCUCGACGCAGGUCAUCUUCAUGUACGCUGGUACCUACAACGAGCAGGUUCCUACCGUCAACCGCGCUGGCCCAGUCAUGAUCAUUGGUUACACCGAGAGCGCCCCUGGAAAGACCUACUCGACCAACCAGGUUAUCAUCACCCAGGCCAGAGGUCUGUCCGUUAGCCCUCUCCCCACCGGCCACAGCAACUCCGAGACGGCGACCAUCGCGACCGCCAGCACCAAGAUCGCAAUGUACAACAUUGACAUCAUCAACUCGGAUAACCUGGAUGGAUCGACCGCUAGCUACGUCACUCUCGCUGCCAGCAUCUACGGCAACAAGAUUGGAUUCUACGGCUGCUCCUUCAUCGGCUGGCAAGACACCCUGCUCACCGGUGCGACUGCUGGAUACCAGUACUACGAGAGCUGCUACAUCGAGGGCGCCAUCGAUUUCAUCUGGGGUUACUCCAAGGCUUACUUCAAGGGUUGCACUCUUGGAGCCAAGCGCAAGUCCUCCGCCAUCACGGCCCAGGCUCGCAGCAGCGCUUCGGCUAUCGGUGGAUACAUCUUCGACCAGUGUCUUUUCACAACUGCCCCUAGUGCUACCGUUGAUCUGACUGGAGCCGUGUACCUCGGACGCCCUUACUCCCAGUAUGCCGUCGUCGUCAUCAAGAACAGUUAUCUCGACAAGACUAUCCAGGCAGCUGGAUGGAAGAUCUGGUCUACUACCGAUCCCAGGACUGGUGGCAUCACUUUCGCCGAGUACAACAACGAUGGACCUGGAAACUGGGGCAACAACACCGCUGCUCGAGAGGCGUUUGGCUAUGCCACUCUGCUCACCAGCGAUACCUACAGCCUGGCCAGUGUCAUGGACAGCACCGACUGGAUUGACAUGACCUACUUCAAUGACAUCCAAACGCCUCAGCCCAAGACAGUUGUGACGCCUCCAGUUACCACGGCGUAUGACGGCACAACCCCCCCUGCUGGCGCAUUCAUUGUCUCCAAGAACGCAAUUGAGGGCAAGACCACCUACAGCACCAUCCAGGCUGCUCUGAACGCUCUCCCCGCUUCCAGCAGUGUGACUGCCACGGUCUUCAUCUACCCCGGCACCUACAACGAGCAGCUCAUCCUCAGCAAGUCUGGCACCACCAUCUUCCUUGGUUACUCCUCCUCGCCAAAGGAUUACACCCAGAACCAGGUCACCAUCACGUACAACACGGGCAUUGACACCCAGGCCGAUGCUUCCAACUCUGACUCUGCGACCGUGUAUGCUACCGGAAACUACUUCCAGGCUGUCAACAUCAACUUUGCCAACACUUUCGGCACCACUGCCAACUACGCCUCUCUGGGCUUUGGUGUCAAGAGCAGCAAGUACGCUGGUCUCUAUGGCUGCCAGGUUUAUGGAAACCAGGACGCAUUGUUGAUCAACGGCUACAUGUUCGCUUCCAACUCGUAUAUCGAGGGCAACAUCGACAUGAUUUGGGGAGCUGGAGCCGGAUACUUCCUCAACUCGACCAUUGCCACGAACCGCGACGGCAUCGACAUCACCGCUCACAAGCGUGCCACCAGCACCACCGCUGCCGGCUUCGUCUUCGACCAGUGCACCAUCAAGGCCGCCGGCACUGCGUCCUACUCGUCUGUCUCCCUUGGUCGCCCCUGGAACCAGUACGCCCGCGUUGCCUACAUCAGCAGCUACCUCGGCUCUCUGAUCGAGGCUGCCGGCUGGGACCAGUGGACCAAGACCGAUCCUCGCACUGAUGGUGUCAUCUUUGGUGAGAUGGGCAACUCUGGCCCUGGAGCUUCGACCAAGAGCCGAGCCUCGUUCGCCACCCAGUUGUCCGCCAGUGACGCUGCACAGUUCGAGAUUGCUACCUUCUUCUCGGCCACCGCCUGGAUCAACAGCACUUUCGUCUAUGCUACGCCGUUCGUUGCUUCAGCUGUCACCCAGACCGCGAGCAUCUCCUCUGCUUCCAGCACUUCCACGUCUACCUCCACCACGUCUUCAGUUCCUAGCACUACCACCAUCUUCACCACCAGCAUCUCCACCCUCAAGCAGACGCUGUCCACAACCACCACUGGUCCUGUGCAGACUACAACCGUCAAGACGACCCUGGUUAUUGAUAUUGGAACCACCAUUACCCCUGACCCGGCCACGAUUACCACGUUUGCUAAAAGCACCACUACCAUCCCGCAAACCAUCACGGAGCCAAAUGAAACUGUCACGUCCAAGUCCACCCAGAUCAUUGACGUCGGCACGACCAUCACCCCUGAUGCCACUACCCAGACUUCGUGGACCACUGUCAAGGUUCAGACUACUUCGUUCGCCACCACGUCCGCCAAGGCUACUACUAUCAAGACCACCACCACGGAGACAGCCUACACGACAAGCACCCCCAAGCCUACGACUGUCACCCAGGUCAUCAGCAGCACCGUCGAAACCACCAAGACAACCAGCCCCAAGGCUGUCACCGUCAAGAGCACGACCACCGUCACCUCUGGCACCGGCGGAACCACCACCACCACAGCCAAGGCUACGACUUCAUAUGUCACGGUUUACACCACUUCUACCAAGACCUCCUCCAAGACGACAACCAUUAGCUGUAUCCCUGCGAACAGCGCUAAGAAGAGGUCCUUGGAUGAGUUCCCGGCGCCUACCGUGGCCCCUGGCUCUGAUUUCGUCUGGGCGGAUGACGUCCCUGCUGGUGCUCUCCUGGCUCGCGCAGCAGGUCUUCAAACUGUCACUGUCGUUGUGACCUCGACAUUCACAACCGCAGUCAAGACGUCGACCAUUUCGAUUGCUGGUUCCACUGUCUCUACCGACCUGGUCAUUACCAAGACUACUGGAAAGGUGUCCACGCUAAAGGCUGCCACCUCGACCAUCACCAGCGUGUCUGAAUACACCAAGUAUACGACCACGACCGUCCCUGGUUCCACUUUGACCACCACCGCCUUGACAACGCAGACGACUGGAAAGACCACCACCUUGAAGGCGUCCACUGUGACUGUGACAUCGACGACUAGCUCUACGGAGACUAUCAAGUCCACAGUCACCCUGCCUGCCAGCACCGUCACAAACGCGGCAACCAGCACGCGCACUAUCACAUCUGUGCUCGACCAGUCCACGGGAACUGUCACGCAGUCCAAGGUGGUCACCUCUGUGGAGACGGUCACUCUCCCAGGCAGCACCAUCACCAGCUGGGCCACGGUCAAGACCACGCUCAAGCCCAGCAGCACCGUCACCCAGCGAGCUACGGUGACCAAGACUACAACCGUCAAGGUUGGAGCCUCGACCACCGUUACGAUUACCAAGACAAGCAAGAGCGCCAAGGCUUGCCCCACGGCCUAAUAGGAGGAACAUAUAGUGAUAGGGUGUGCAUAUGAUAAUGUUUAGCGUUGGGGAUAGCAUGCAAUGGGGGAGAAGCGGGUUAGAUUUUUAUUCUUCAU
Molecule: messenger RNA, 5161 nt
Organism: Ilyonectria robusta
Lineage: Eukaryota; Fungi; Ascomycota; Sordariomycetes; Hypocreales; Nectriaceae
Product: pectin lyase fold/virulence factor
Exons: 3
Coding region: 90-5063 (1657 amino acids)
Biological process (GO): cell wall modification
Molecular function (GO): pectinesterase activity
Source: RefSeq, a predicted model, not a curated record